Molecule: messenger RNA, 6363 nt
Organism: Astyanax mexicanus (Mexican tetra)
Lineage: Eukaryota; Metazoa; Chordata; Actinopteri; Characiformes; Acestrorhamphidae
Gene: lpin1b
Product: lipin 1b
Exons: 20
Coding region: 236-3079 (947 amino acids)
Biological process (GO): positive regulation of transcription by RNA polymerase II; triglyceride biosynthetic process; cellular response to insulin stimulus
Cellular component (GO): nucleus; mitochondrial outer membrane
Molecular function (GO): transcription coactivator activity; phosphatidate phosphatase activity
Source: RefSeq, a predicted model, not a curated record
UUCAACUGAGACACACAGUAGCAGCUCAGAGAGGAGACAACACAACCAUUUCUCUCUGUCUCUCUUCAUCUUAUACUGUCUCUUUCUCUCUCUCUACUGUAUCCAUCACAUCACAUUCUGUGGAAUCUUUCAAACUGCAAAAGAGAGGACCUGGCAACCCGCCUGGAGCCUGUGGCCCCAAAACAAGGAAAACAGCAGCCACAACAGCAGGCAGGCUGAGUGUGAAGCUGUUGUUAUGGAGAAGGAGAGUGAGAGUGAGCAGGAGAGGGGAAUGGUGACAGCUCUCGACUGCUUGGAGGACCUCCAGGAUGAUUCAGAUGCCAUUGACUCCAGCUGGUCCUGGAUUCAGACCAUGAACUACGUGGGGCAGCUUGCGGGGCAGGUGUUUGUGCAGGUGAAGGAGCUGUACCGGGGGCUGAACCCUGCCACCCUCUCAGGAUGUAUUGACAUCAUCGUGGUGCGGCAGCCGGAUGGCUCUCUACAGUGCUCACCUUUCCACGUUCGCUUUGGCAAGAUGGGUGUCCUGCGCUCCAGAGAGAAAGUGGUGGAUAUAGAAGUGAAUGGAGAGCCUGUGGAUUUGCAUAUGAAGCUGGGAGAGAACGGCGAGGCUUUCUUCGUCAAGCAAACAGAGAACGAUCAGGAAGUGGUGCCUUCUUACUUGGCCACCUCUCCCAUCCUGUCUGAUGGUGCGGUGAUGAUGAGCUCUUUAAUCCAGACUCUUGGGCCAUCGGUGUCUGGCAUAGAGAAUGGUGCAAUAAAGAAAAGGAGGAAGAGGAGGAGGAAGUCUAAAGUGGACAGUGUAAAGAGAGAACCCAGCGCUGAGUACUCGGAGGAUGAAGAGGUCUUCACCAUCGACAUCAGCUCCAAUGAAGGAGAUGACCACACUGCUGACCGAAACAGGACCUCUUUGAGGGACAUGAUGAACGAUGACUGCUCCAGUGGCUCUCAUAAGCAGAAUGCUGUGUAUGCUCGCUCUGAUGGAGACUGGUCCCCUAUGCACAGUCCCAAUGUCUCUCGCCCCUGCUCACCUAAGAGUGACUCUGAACUGGUCACUAAAGCUGGUGAGGAGAAGCAGCAGAACCCAGCCAUGUUGUGGGCUUGGGGGGAACUGCCCCAGCCCUCCUUUAUGCCAUCUAAGCCGGAUUCCCCAGCUGUGUGUCCUGUUUCCAUCCCAGUUUCUGACAACACACAUUUCAAAGUCAUCCCCGAUGCCUCUGCCUCUAACCAGCAUUACCCUGCUGACAGUACUGCGACCCUGCGUCUGAUCAUGCCCACAGCGACCACAGCCAAGACGACUGUGUCAGAACACGUGAAGACUGAGGUAGAGCCAAUGAGGCUGGACUCCAAUCAUUUAGCUGUUGGGGCAGAGAACAUCACAGCAGGAACAAGGCCAAAGAGAGUUCAAAAUGGAUUUGAUGGACAGGACCUGGACCCUGAGACAAUGGAGCCAGAGACCACAGCGGUAUUAGCAGCACGUUUAGUGUCAGAAGUUGAAGAGGGGGCUGUAGCAGCUAUAGGAUCCUCCCAACAAAGUAAAACCGAUUCACCGUCUAAAAGAAAAGAUAAGAGAAGCCGUCAUCUUGGUUCAGAUGGAGUGUAUCUGGAUGACCUUACAGAGCUGGAUCCAGAAGUAGCUGCUCUAUAUUUUCCAAAAAGUGAGGGCAGCAGUGCAGGGCGUGUGUGUUGUGAAAACACCACACGCAGCAUGAGCAUGUCACCUCAGUCUGUGGGAAGCUCAGGAGCUGACAGUGGAGUAGACAGCUACUCAGAACAGACCACGGACCUGCCCUCUAUUGCCCUCUCUCUGUGUGGAGGACUCACUGACAGCAGGGAGAUCACUAAAGAGUACUUUCAGGAGAAAGCGGUUACAUACAAUCAGUUUGCUGCUAACCCUGCACUCAUAGACGACCCCAACCUAGUGGUCAAAAUCGGAUCAAAGUAUUACAAUUGGAGUACUGCAGCACCAAUCCUGCUGGCUAUGCAAGUCUUUCAGAAGCCACUGCCAAAGGCCACCAUAGAGAGCAUCAUGAAAGAGAAGAUGCCACGAAAAGGGGGGCGCUGGUGGUUCUCAUGGAGAGGCAGAGGAUCCAGCUCCAAAACAGAUUCAGCGUCUGUUAAUGGAAGCGCUGGAGGAGCAGAACAUGCUGGGAAAAUGAACAAUAAUAACAGACGGAAAGACGAAUCCUCUUCUAGUGAUGAAGAACAUAUAUCAGCCAAACAGACGCCCAGCUCCACACAACCAGAAAAUAUUCCUCCACAAGGGGGGGUAUCUUACAGGAAGACACUCCGCCUGACCUCUGACCAGCUGGCCAGCCUGCAGUUGAAGGAGGGUCCCAACGAUGUGGUCUUUAGUGUCACUACUCAGUAUCAGGGCACGUGCCGCUGUGAGGGAACCAUCUACCUGUGGAACUGGGAUGACAAGAUCAUCAUAUCAGACAUCGAUGGCACCAUCACGAGAUCUGAUACUUUGGGACACAUUCUGCCCACUCUUGGUAAAGACUGGACCCAUCAAGGCAUCGCUCGCCUCUUUCACAAAGUCAGCCAAAAUGGCUAUAAGUUUAUGUACUGCUCAGCGAGGGCUAUAGGCAUGGCGGGUAUGACUAGAGGAUAUCUGCACUGGGUGAAUGAGAGUGGCACCAUGCUGCCCCAGGGACCUGUACUGCUCAGCCCUAGCAGCCUGUUCUCUGCACUGCACCGGGAGGUAAUUGAGAAGAAGCCUGAGAAGUUUAAAGUGGAAUGUCUGACCGACAUUAAGAACCUGUUCUUUCCAAACACACAGCCCUUCUACGCUGCCUUUGGCAACAGAGCCACAGAUGUGUACUCAUACAAAGAGGUCGGUGUUCCUUUGAACCGAAUCUUUACUGUCAACCCAAAAGGGGAACUGGUGCAAGAGCAUGCCAAGACCAACAUUUCCUCGUACGCGCGUCUGGGUGAAGUGGUGGAUCAUGUGUUCCCCCUGCUGAGAAGAGCCAGCUCCUCAGACUUUCCCUGCAGCGACACUUACAGUCACUUUACCUACUGGAGAGAGCAGCUCCCCCUGGUGGACAGCCAAGACUGUGCAGGCAAAGCCAGCAGCUGAAAUACUGCACUUACUGUGGAAAUUUCAGAUAAAAAAAUAGCUUCUCAGUGAACCAGAAAACGGAUAAAGUUCAAAAUCAAACACAUUCAGUAGAACAGAGGAAGAAAAGGUCCGCUUAUCUACUCGUCAUUUGUUGGGUUUAUAUAAAGUUAUAUAAAUCUAACAGACUUUCCGCAAUAAUGUGUACUCACACAGCAUGCAGACCGUUUCUAGUGAUGCACUUUAAGGUUGAACUGGGAGAACCAAUUCUAUAAUGGAUUGUUUAUUUGUUUUUUAAUUCAUUGGCAAUAUGAUUUUAUUUUGCUCAUUCACAAUUCACAAAACUGAUCCAAAAACAAGCACUGUCUCAGUUCUCCAGGAAUCUUUGACUACAUACAUUAUAACCUGAAAACUAAGUGACCAAGCAUCAGAAUUCACAGUGAAAGACAGAGAAAAAACACAAAUAAAUAUAAACAAAUAAUUGAAAAUAUAAAGGCACAGCUAAAAAGACCAGCUAAACUCACUUUUGGCUAAAGUUAUCCUGCUAACCUGAGAAAUUCUAUCCUAGGCAUAUCGUAAGCCAUAUUUAGGUUAUCAAACACUUUUGACAUAGUCAGAAUUUCUUUUUUAAUUUAAAAAAGGAAUAAAAAAAACAUAUAUAUAUAUAUAUUAGUAUUAUAUUAGUAUAUAUACUAGUAUUAGUAAUAGUCUAAUUAUAUCAGUGACAAUUUUAUGCAUACAUACAAGAACUAAAAAUAUAUGAAUGUAAUGCAGAUACACAUGCAAAGCGUUUGGACACUGAUGGUCACAUUACAUGUGCUUUUGAUAUUCUUAGUAUAAAUACAUUUGCAUUUCACUCCACAAACUACUGUAUUUAUUACAUUCUAAGUAAUAAAUUUUGCUUAUUUGUUUAAACAAAUAAAUGGCAAAUAAAUAAGUAUGUGAGGUAUGUGCCAAAUUUGUGGUACGGCCCAUACGUUAUUUAUUCGUGAAAAAUGUAUAGAAAAAAUUUGCAAAAUGUAUAGAAAAUGUUCCUACACUUAUAUGUCAUUUACACAGCAGUGUCCAAACUUUUGCAUACACAUGUGCACACAUAGAGAAGGGAAACUGCUGACACAAACACACAUGCACAUAUAUAUUUAUACACAUACACAAAAGUAUGCUUGCGCACAGGUAGAAGUACACUUGCUUUCAAGCCCAACACAUACAAAUUCACACAUAAUAUCACAUAUAUGUAGUUCCACACAUACAUAUACGGGUAUGUAUAUGCACUUUCACCUCUUUUUUAUAUUCUGUUGUCUGUAGAAAGUCAUUUAAAGGUCAUUUUGUGCUCCACAAUGUACAACAUUGAGCUUUGAGCUUUUAUAAUGAGAACACUCAUGAAUGUGUGCUGAUCUGAGUGUGCCACAGCACAAGCUUGAAGUCAAAGCUAGGGCUGGCCUGAACAGCAUUAGGCAGACUUGAAUAUUCAUUGUGUUUAUGAAAAGGUACCUGAAUACCAACUUUCAAAACCAUUUCAUAAUUAAAAUCAAAAUUUUAAGUGUGUUUAUGACUGUAGUUAGAAGUCUGUAAAGUAGAGGGCAGUGAUCUAUUGAUUUUUGUGUACCGAAAUCAGCUGUAAAUCCAAGUGGAAAUUAGUGCAAUAUGUUGUGUCUGAAUUUAUUAGACAUUAUACCAGUUAAAUAUAUAUAUAUUUUUGUAUAAUUUUCCAUAUAUAAUCAAUAACGGCUCUAUCUAUAGAUUUUUUUCUGAUUAAAAGUAUUGUAGUGUGGCUUCUGAAUACUAAAAAGAAAAAAUGAAAACAGUAUAGGAAACAAACAAGUAUUUGAGUGUUAAAAUUAUUCGGCGCAACCCUAGGUCAAACAUAUAUUUAACUAAAUAGACUGUUACUGCACAGAGCUUUUUAUUUAUGAUUUUUUAGUGGAAUAACAAUCAGACAUAUACUGUAGCACCUUUAAAAAAAUGAAGUGAUGUCUAUAGUCUCUCAAGCUGAUGGGAAUUGUUGUCAGAAUGUAUUGUCAGGCUAUUUAUGAUAAAUCUGUGUUUUGAUGAGUCAACUUUGAUACUAUAGGUUCCUCAGAGUUGACUACUCAAAGGACAGUUCAUGCUAGAAAUACAUGUCCAAAAGUUUGUAGACAUCCCCGCUGCCAAUGUUUCAAGUAAAAUUGGGGGCAUUGAUAUCAUGCUUGUCCCCUUUUGCUGCAGUAACUGCUUUUACUCUCCAAGAUGGUUAAUGGUUGCAUUAAGUCACAGAAGAGCAUUAGUAAUAUCUGGUUGUAUUGAUGUUAGAUGUUUAGUUCUGCCACUCCAGCUCAUCUUAACGUUACUGAAUGAACGCUCCAUCACUCCAGGGAACACAGUUCCAAAGCUCUACAGCUCAUUACCGAGGCGUUUUAUACCCCUUUAUUCCUCAAACUCCUGUGUGGCUUCUCCAAAAUGUUCUGUUCUAUUCUACUAAAGUGUGUGACAGAUUGUGUUAUGAUGGGUGAUCUUAAAGUAGCCGAACUCACUUAAUAACAAGGGGUGUCUGGAUACUUUUGGACAUAGAAGGUGUAGGUCGCUGAAUAUAAUCAUGUUUUGCAGCUUUAAUCUUGCAUAAUUGCCCAUUUUCUGUGUGAUAAUCAGAAAAAAGUAAUAAUUUUAUGUUCAGUUAUUAAUGAAUGAUAUUUAAAGAGUAAUUAUUGGUGUGUUUGAAGAGUGCAUAAGUUUUACUUUUCAUUGCAAAUCCUUUUUUAGAAAAGCUGUUACAUUAAGAGGAUGCUGUAUUUUGUGUUUGUAUUGUUUCUUGUGAGUUCAGUGACAUUUGAGGAUCUAAAGAGCUGUACAACACAUUGCACUGAUACUGAGAUGUAGCUAUAAGUGUUAUGAUUUCGCAAACAAUAAUGGAAUGUUAUAUAUUCAUACUACAUGCUGGAAUAACUGUUUGGAUACAUUUGGAUCAUACUGUAUGCAUGCAUGAAUGUGUAAUUAUGCUGUGUACAAUCCUUACCCAGCAUUGGAAAUGCAAUAUAUAUAUAUAUACAUAAAUAUAUAUGUGCAUAUAGGGUAAGUGUUACUAUUUUAAACUUUAACUGGUGCAGCCUUUACAUUUAUUAAGAUGAUCUUUGUUCUGACAGUCCACUGGAUCAUUUAAUAUUCUUUCUAUGAAAGAUCAGUAGACCAGUGUCUCAUUGUUGUCUUACUCUGACCACUGAUAUCACUAGUUAUCUCUGAUUUCUGUUAGAAUGGUGAUAUAUGUGGGUCCAUGUUAAAUUGGUGCUUGACUUGCUUUCUGCCAAAAUUAAAUAAAAACAAAUAAAGAAAAA